AUGGAGAAGAGAGAGGAUUGGAGAUCAAUUCUACCGUAUUUACCAGUGGUGAUGCGUUCUCCCUCUCUAUUUUGGCCGUCCCAAGUGGUGGAAGCUCUCAGAGAGCUUGAAUGUGGAAGAGUUGACUCGGGCCGGCUCUUAUUCAUCUUCAUGACUGAACUCAGGAACUCUCUUUCUCUCUCUUCCGAGCCCUUAGCCCCUUCAGCUGCAUAUGGAUAUGCCCUCUUCUUCGACGAGCUAAUGUAUAGAGAGGAAUGUAGGAAGUGGUUUGAGGAGGUGCUUCCAGCAUUGGGAGGUUUGCUUUUGAGGCUGCCUUCUUUGUUAGAAGCACACUAUAAAAACGCGGAUAUGCUUAUUGAUGGAGAGGGAGCCACUAUCAGAACUGGUCUUCGCAUGCUGGAUUCACAGGAAGCCGGGAUAGUGUUCCUUACCCAGGAGUUGAUUGCCGCUCUUCUCGCAUGCUCACUUUUAUGUCUAUUCCCAGUCCAUGACAGAUAUGAGAAACAACUUCAACCAGUUAACUUUGACGAGUUGUUUGCGAGUCUCUAUGAUGAUUACAGUCAAAAACAGGAAAGUAAGAUUUGGUGCAUCAUUCAUUAUUUUCAAAGGAUAAGCUCUGAUAUGCCUAAGGGUGUUGUCUCAUUUGAGCGAAAAGUACUUCACUGGGAUGAUGAUUCUGUUCACAUUUCUUACCCAAAUUCUAACUUUUGGAGCACUUCUGUUACACCUCUAUGCAGAUUCGAGGUUCACAGUUCAGGACUCAUAGAAGAUCAUUCAAGUGAAGCUAUCGAAGUAGAUUUUGCAAAUGAAUAUCUUGGUGGCGGUGCUCUCCGUAGGGGUUGUGUACAGGAGGAAAUUCGCUUCAUGAUCAGCCCAGAAUUGAUUGCUGGCAUGCUUUUCUUGCCGGCCAUGGCGGAUAACGAGGCUAUAGAUAUUGUUGGUGUGGAAAGGUUCUCGAGUUAUAAAGGAUAUGCAUCAUCGUUUCGAUUUUCUGGGGAUUAUGUGGAUGAGAAAGAUGUAGACACCCUUGGAAGACGAAAAACCAGGAUAGUUGCAAUUGAUGCAUUGUGUGGUCCGGGGAUGAGGCAAUACAGGGAAAAGCUUCUCCUCCGUGAAAUCAACAAGGCAUUCUGUGGGUUUCAGCAGCACUCUAAAUAUCAACAGUAUCGGAAAAUACCGCAAGAGAAGUUUGAUGCUGCAACGUCAACGUCUAUGGAAACGAGUGAAGGAAAAAAUUCAUAUCAAGAAAUCAGAAGUUUUCAAAAUGAUUACAAUAUGAUAGAGAAGAGCAAUGAUAUUGGAGUUGCAACCGGAAAUUGGGGAUGUGGUGCCUUUGGAGGGGAUCCUGAAGUAAAGACCAUAAUUCAGUGGCUUGCAGCUUCUCAAGCUCGAAGACCUUUCAUAGCAUACUACACGUUUAGCUCGGGGGCAUUGCAGAACCUAGACAAGGUUACAUGCUGGAUUUUGUCGCAGAGGUGGACUGUCGGAGACCUAUGGAACAUGCUAGCUGAGUACUCAACAAGUAGAUCAAAAGGAGAAACUAACGUCGGCUUCCUCCGAUGGCUCCUUCCAUCAGUACAUGCUCAUGGUUCUAGGAUGCAUUAA
Lathyrus sativus (Indian pea) is the source of this 1605-nucleotide messenger RNA. NCBI's taxonomy places the organism in Eukaryota, Viridiplantae, Streptophyta, Magnoliopsida, Fabales, Fabaceae. The record is from the annotation of a GenBank genome assembly.